GACAUUGUCAUCUCUAAUGCCCAAACUAAUGAAGAAUAUCUGGAUGAAGCAAUGUUAAUACCAAAAAAUACAUCUGUUCUAAUUCGCCGGGUACCUGGACGCCCUCGCAUCAGAAUUAUUACCAGAGAAGAGCCGAGAGUCGAGGAUAAAGUGGAAAAUAUUCAGGCUGUUAUGAACAAUUUUAUUACUGCUGAUGCAUCUGCUGUUGAAGAUGAAUGGGAUGAGUUUGGGAAUGAUUUGUAUUCAAUUCCUGAUGCCCCAACCGUCCAUUCUAAUAACCUAUGUCAUGAUCCUGCACCAGCCGAUGAUAAAGUAGAUGAAGAAACCAAAAUAAAGGCAUUAAUUGACACUCCAGCACUGGACUGGCAGCAGCAAGGUGCGGAUGGUUUUGGCCCGGGCAGAGGUUAUGGGAGGGGUAUGGCUGGAAGGAUGGGUGGCCGCGGUUUUGGAAUGGAAAGGAAAACGCCGCCACCAGGCUAUGUUUGCCAUCGGUGCAAUGUUUCUGGACAUUUUAUUCAACACUGCUCCACAAACGGUAAUCCUAAUUUUGAUGUUAAGAGAGUUAAACCACCUACUGGUAUCCCCAAGUCAAUGCUGAUGGCGACCCCAAAUGGCUCUUACUCUUUGCCAAGUGGCGCAGUAGCAGUUUUAAAACCAAACGAGUAUGCGUUUGAGAAGGAAAUGGAGGGAUUGACAUCAACAACACGAUCAGUCGGGGAAUUUCCUCCGGAAUUAAAAUGCCCAUUGUGCAAAGAAGUGAUGAGAGAUGCUGCACUGGCAAGCAAAUGCUGUCUCAAGAGCUACUGUGACAAGUGUAUUAGAGAUCACAUCAUUGCAAAGUCAAUGUGUGCUUGUACAGCAACUGAUGUCCUAGCUGAUGAUCUGCUACCAAACAAGACCCUAAGGGAUACUAUAAACCGUAUCUUGGAGUCUGGUAACAGUAGUGCUGAGAACGCUGGCAGCAUGUGUCAAGUCCUAGAUAUGGAGUCUGCACGGUGUCCACCUCCCAAGGUUCUAUCUCCUACUACAUCUGCUGCAUCUGGAAGCGAAAAGAAACCAGCUCCUAGUAACAACAAUGAGAUUUCAACUCUAAAGCCGUCAAUAGAAAUACCGGAGAUCACAAGUACUCCGCGGGCGUCUGCAGAAAUAGUUAAAGUGGAAAAGCCAGUUGAUGCAUCUGAAAACAUUCAAGGAUCCUCAAAUGGCAAGGAAGCAGCAGUUUCACAACUGAAUACGCAGGCCCCCAAGGAAGAAAUGCCGCAGCAGGUUGCUUCUGGGGAGCAAGGAAAAAGGAAGAAGAAGAAACCUCGGAUGACUGGAACCGAUCUAGCAGGCCCUGACUAUAUGAUGCCCAUGGGUCAAGGUCCCGGUAAUCAGUACUUCAAUGGCCCUUUUCCUGGUGCGAUGCCUCCUUUUGUUGGCUAUGGAUUAGGCCCCAUGGACAUGGCGUUUGGCGGUGUGAUGCAUCCAGAUCCUUUCGCUGCACAGGGCUUCGGGUUCCCGAAUAUACCACCACCUUAUAGGGACCUUGCGGAGAUGGGGAAUCGUAUGAAUCUCCAGCAUCCUAUAAUGGGGAGAGAAGAAUUUGAAGCCAAGAAAGCUGAGAUGAAAAGAAAGCGUGACAACGCGAGACGGUCAGAAGGAGGGAAUGUCGGUGAAAAGAGCAGAAUAAUGAACAACUCGGCAGCAUCUUCCUCACCCAUGAAACCAAAAUCUAGACAAGGACCUCCGCCACCGUUUUCGUCGGAUUAUGACCGUCGCAGGCGAUCGGAGAGAUUAUCACCGGAGCGUCAGUCAUCUCGGAGGCUCAAAUCUCCGACACGAUCAUCCAGCAGGAAAUCUGAGAGUGAUCGUCACCAUGACCGUCACCAAGACUUGGAUUCCGACCGCCGCCGUGACCGCCACAGAGAUGCAGAUCGCAAGCACCGUAAGAGAUCCGAAAAGCCAUCAUCGGAACCAAUUGCAGAGAUCGAUGAUAACCAUAAGUCUAACGUAUUCACUCGGAUAAGCUUUCCAGAGGAGGAAUCUUCUGGCAAACAACGAAAGACAUCAAAGUCUUCUCCAGCGCCUCCAGAGAGCUCAGUCGCCGCCGUUUCGUCGGGUCGUCGUCACAGUCGAAGAGAAAGAGAGAUGGUAGAAUACGAUUCAAGUGAUGAUGAAGACAGACAUUUCAAGAGGAAGCCAUCAAGGUACAAGCGAUCUCCUUCGGUGGCACCUUCCGACGCCGGUGAUGAGCAUUUCCGCCAUUCCAAGCGAUCAAAAGGAGAGAAAGCGCGAGCUUGAUUCGAAGAAUGAAGAUUCAAAUGUGUGCGUAAAUCACUGAAACGCCCUUCAUCAUCUUCACAGAGACGAAGCCAUGGCCUGAUACUAUGACGAGAAUGCCUUCUGACUCAGAGAUGGAAGAUGUUUAAAUAAUCUGCUUUGUUGCGUUGAGUUUAAGAAAAAGUCAUAUGUAAUCGAAUGCUUUUGUUAUAUAAAUGGAUUUUAUUUCU
Arabidopsis arenosa is the source of this 2492-nucleotide messenger RNA. The record is from the annotation of a GenBank genome assembly. NCBI's taxonomy places the organism in Eukaryota, Viridiplantae, Streptophyta, Magnoliopsida, Brassicales, Brassicaceae.